AUGGUCCACUACGCUUUAUCUCAAAAACACUUGAAAAUGAUGACAGCUCACUUGAGUGAAACUGAUCCUCAAGUUGAAACUAUCAUCAAGGGUGAAAUCGAAAGACAAAAACACUCAGUCAAUUUAAUUGCUUCUGAAAAUUUCACCUCCACCUCAGUUUUGGAUGCUUUAGGUACUCCAAUGUGUAACAAAUAUUCUGAAGGUUACCCAGGUGCUAGAUAUUACGGUGGUAAUGAAUGGAUUGACAAAAUGGAGUCAUUGUGUCAAGAAAGAGCUUUGGCUGCUUUUAGUGUUACUCCAGAUAAAUGGGGGGUUAAUGUUCAAGCUUUAUCUGGUUCUCCAGCUAACUUGGAAGUUUAUCAAGCUUUGAUGAAACCACAUGAACGUUUAAUGGGUUUGAGUUUGGAAUGUGGUGGUCAUUUGAGUCAUGGGUUUGAAACUGAAAAAAGAGCUAUUUCUGCCACUGCUACUUAUUUUACCUCUUUGCCAUAUAAAUUGGAUCCAAAAACUGACAUUAUUGACUAUGACACUUUAGAAAAAAACGCCAUUGCCUACAGACCAAAGAUCAUUGUUGCUGGUACUUCUGCUUAUUGUCGUUUGAUUGAUUAUAAAAGAAUGAAAGAAAUUGCUGUUAAAGCUGGUGCUUACUUAAUGGUUGAUAUGGCACACAUUUCUGGUUUGGUUGCCGCUGGUGUUAUUCCAAGUCCAUUUGAAUAUGCUGAUAUUGUUACUACCACUACUCACAAGUCUCUAAGAGGUCCAAGAGGUGCUAUGAUUUUCUUUAGAAGAGGUGUUAGAAGCGUCAAUGCCAAGACUGGCCAAGAAAUUUUAUACGAUUUGGAAAAUCCAAUUAACUUUUCUGUUUUCCCAGGUCAUCAAGGUGGUCCACACAAUCAUACCAUUAGUGCUUUAUGUACUGCAUUGAAGCAAGCUGCCACUCCUGAAUUUAAGGAAUAUCAAUUACAAGUGAUCAAGAACGCCAAAAUUUUGGAGGAAGAAUUUAAAAAGAGAGAUUAUAGAUUGGUUUCUAAUGGUACUGAUUCUCAUAUGGUCUUGGUUUCAUUAAGAGAAAAAAGUGUUGAUGGUGCUAGGGUUGAAUAUGUCUGUGAAAAGAUUAACAUUGCUUUAAAUAAGAAUUCUAUUCCAGGUGAUAAAAGUGCGUUGGUUCCAGGUGGUGUUCGUAUUGGUGCACCAGCCAUGACUACCAGAGGUAUGGGUGAAGAAGAUUUUGCCAAGAUUGUUGAUUACAUUGACAAAGUUGUUUUAUUUGCCGUUGAAACUCAAAAGAGUUUGCCAAAGGGCCAAAACAGAUUAAAGGAUUUUAAGAGUAAAGUUGAUGAAGGUUCUGAACUUUUGGACUCUUUGAAAAAGGAAAUCAGUGCCUGGUCUGGUGAGUUCCCAUUACCUGUGUAA
Molecule: messenger RNA, 1413 nt
Organism: Saccharomycodes ludwigii
Lineage: Eukaryota; Fungi; Ascomycota; Saccharomycetes; Saccharomycodales; Saccharomycodaceae
Gene: SHM2
Product: glycine hydroxymethyltransferase SHM2
Exons: 1
Coding region: 1-1413 (470 amino acids)
Biological process (GO): L-serine catabolic process; tetrahydrofolate interconversion; folic acid metabolic process
Cellular component (GO): cytoplasm
Molecular function (GO): serine binding; glycine hydroxymethyltransferase activity; cobalt ion binding
Source: RefSeq, a predicted model, not a curated record